Molecule: messenger RNA, 2091 nt
Organism: Necator americanus (New World hookworm)
Lineage: Eukaryota; Metazoa; Nematoda; Chromadorea; Rhabditida; Ancylostomatidae
Exons: 11
Coding region: 1-2091 (696 amino acids)
Source: RefSeq, a predicted model, not a curated record
AUGACAAGGAUCGUCUUCGCUUUUCUCGGGUUAAUCCUCGUCGCCCACACGAAGAAGAACUUUCGCACAGGCGAUGUUCCAGUUGGAUUCGACAACUUCUCUUUAGAAGAGAGCAGCAACUACUCUAACGAAAAUGAUGUGAGGAAGAACAUAACACAAAUGGUGGAAGGGAUUGUUGCUACAGACAAUGACGCGCUUCAGAAAGAAAAGGAAGCGCAGGAGCUGGCCCGAACAAUUGAGUUGGAGCAACAGAAAAUACAGCAGCUGAAGGAGGAAAGAGAACGAAUCGCGAAGCAGAAAAAGGAACAGAUAGAGCGACUUAAGAAGGAGCAGGCGAUUGAGCAGGCUCGAAUAGAAGCCGCUCGGGCUCAGCGAAAAAGGAUGGAAAUGCUGGAAGAGCAACGAAGAAAACUGGCGGAAGCGAAGAAAGAACGAGAAAGGCAGGAGAAGAUGUUGGCGGAUCUGGAGCGACAGAAGCAACGAGAGAUUGAAAGGCUGCAGAAAGAAAAGGAAAAACAAAGGCAAAAACUGGAGGAGGAAAGGAGGCAUCUGCUAGAGGAAGAACAAAGAAGAAAGAAGGAGGAAGAAGAGCAGAAGAGAGAGGAAGAAGAAAGAAAACGGAGGUUAGAGGAACAAGAAGAAGAGGAAGAGAGGAGGCAUUCGCUAGAGGAAGAAAGAAGACAGGAGGAAGCAGAACAAACAAAAAUAGAGGAAAAAGGUAGGGAGCAGGAACACGAGGAGUAUAGGAGAGUGAAGGAAACGGGGAAGCAAAAAAGGAAGGAAAAAGAAGAGCGAAAGCAAAAGCGAGAGCAUGACAAAGAAAGGAGUACAAGGGAAGAAGAAAGAUUGAAACAAGAGCAAGAAGAGGAGCUUAGAGAAGAUCUACAGCGAAGACUACAAACGCAAAGUAGAAUUGAAGAAGGGGAAAAGAGAAGAACAGAAGAAGGGCGAGGAGAGAAAAUACCAGCAAAACGUGCACCAUUUCCGAACAAAGAGAUUGAAGUAAAAUUAAAGGAAGGGGAUCGUGAAAACUCGAAUAGAAUCUCGUCCAUUCGAAAAGUCCCUAAAGAAUUGGAGUACAAAAUAGAAAGAAGACGUCAGGAGCUGUUAACCAGAUUUGGCAGCCAGGCGCUUACAAACAAUUCUCAAAAUGAUAUUUGGAGAAAGUACACAGCAGCCAACGGAGUAGAACCCAAGGAGGAACGAGACACCGCUCCUUCAAUCGCCUCUUCCGUUGACGACAGCAACCAAGAGAAUAGUGUUGACCCUGCAUAUUUCGAAGAUACGGAGCGUUACAAUCCACCUGUGGAAUCCAGCACAUAUCUAGCGAUCAAAAAGAAACGCAAAAACAAGAAAAGGAAGAGUCGUCGCAAAGCACAUGGCACAAAGACACUAAGUUCGACAAAGUGGAAGCAUGGAAAGGAACUGACGUAUGACAAGGUUAGCUCAUUUUCGGUGUAUAUCGAAGAACAAGCACCUGCCACCUUCCUCGGAAAAUGGGCGGAGCCAUCUGAAGAGCCUUACCUCAAAGUCUUUCCUUCCAUGACACCAGAACCAUCAUCGCCCAAAACUCUCGCGGUUGUUGUACAGCCUACACUUCGAUCUGAAUCCAACUCAGAAGAUCACCACACUGCCCAUAAUACCGAAGUGGUUGUCAGUGAGCUUCCACAACCUUUUAAUAAAGAGCAAUACUUGAGGGAGUACUACGAAAAAUACUAUAAGGAGUGGUACAGACAACAUAAUGAGGCGAAUACAGUUCCGUCGGUUGGCGAGCUGCCUCAGAAUAGACGCAAAAUCAGCAUUCAACUGGGAAAAAACAGUGUAUCUGCUGAGGAGUCUGUAGGAGAGCCAGUUGUCGAGAAGUCGUAUGGUGAUCCUCCACAGGUCGAAACAAAUGCAGCUAACAUUUUGAGUGCUGAACAAUUGAACAGUAUCUGCGUGAAUAUACAGAAAACUACUCAAAGUUUCGGGAUUAAAGAUCCAAGGACGUUUGCGCUCAACAACUGUUCUUUAAUAAAGAUAUACUACAAACAAAUUGCAAAUUUUGCAGGUGACGUGCGAACAGAUCAAUCACGUGAUGGAAUACUGUGA